UCCGUUCUGCGAACUUCCGCCUUUCACAUGUGUUUACUAAAAUGUGGACAACUUACCGGUAGCUCAACAGACAUUCUUCGCUUUUUCUAACUAACGAUUUUUUUAACCGAUCAAAACAUGGGCAAGCUGAAUGUUGUGAUACUGAGAUACCUAUCUCGAGAUGACUUCCGUGUCCUAACCGCUGUGGAGAUGGGAAUGAAGAACCAUGAGAUUGUUCCUGUGAGUCUGCUGUCCUCCAUUGCGAGCCUCAAACACGGCGGCUGCAACAAGAUUCUCAGAGAACUUGUAAAACACAAACUUGUGGUCUAUGAACGCACCAAGACUGUGCAGGGCUACAGGUUGAACUAUGGAGGAUACGACUACUUGGCUCUAAAGACUUUAUGCUCAAGAGAAGUGAUAUUGUCAGUCGGCAAUCAGAUGGGUGUUGGAAAGGAAUCAGAUAUAUAUAUCGUUGCAAGUCCAAACGGGGAGCAGUAUGCUCUGAAGCUGCACAGGCUUGGCCGGACCUCCUUCAGGAACCUAAAAAACAAAAGAGAUUACCACAAACACAGGAAGAACAUGUCCUGGCUUUACCUGUCCCGCCUCUCUGCCAUGAAAGAGUUUGCCUAUAUGAAGGCACUGUAUGACCGAGGCUUUCCUGUUCCCAAACCUGUGGACUAUAACAGACACGCUGUGGUGAUGGAGCUCAUCAAUGGAUAUCCUCUGUGUCAGGUGCAUAAGUUGCAGGAUCCACCGGCUCUGUACAGCGAGUUCAUGGAGCUCAUAGUCAAGCUAGCCAACCACGGCCUGAUUCACGGAGACUUCAACGAGUUCAACCUCAUGCUGGACGACCAGGACCACAUAACCAUGAUCGACUUUCCUCAGAUGGUGUCUACGUCGCACCUUAAUGCUGAAUGGUAUUUUGACCGCGACGUCAGUUGCAUCAGAAAUUUCUUUGCAAAGAGGUUCAAUUUUGAAAGCGAGCUCUUCCCAACCUUCAAGGACAUCAGACGGGCUCAUUCUGUAGACGUAGAGGUUUCAGCCAGCGGCUUCACUAAAGAUCUGCAGAAUGAUGGUGACUUACUGCACCCGGCUGGACCUGAGGAGGAUAGUGAUGAGGAGGAGGAGGAGGACGACGAAGAGGAGGAUGAGGAGGACGACGACGACGAAGAGGAGGAGGACGAAGAGCCAACGGACAAGGAGGACGAAAAAGAGGAGACCCGUGUGGACAUGGAGGAAUACAGACAUGCGAUGCUGGAACUGGAGGGAUUGAAAGUCAGCGAAACGCAUGCAGACACACAAGAUGAGGGGGAAGAAAAGACUGAGGUGGCUCUCACAGAUGGAGGCGAUGACAAAACAGAGGAGCUAGAAGAAGAGCUGAGGGAGGCAGAGGAAGAGUGCCCAGAGCUGACGGAUAUCUCUGCCGCCAACAAAGAGUUCAAACCUUUCAGAAACUCAGACAGCCUUCAGCACGUUGCAGAACACAGGAGGAGGAGGACAGACAGCGAGGCCACCACGGGUAGCACAGCGAGCUUCUCCACCGUAAGUCUGCCUCUCUCCUGUCUGCGUGAGGAAGUCCGUCAGAAAGUGCGGACGCAGCUCACCAAACAGCAGAAGGCAGCACAGAGGAGACGUCUGCAGAAGGGGGAGGCCAAUUUGGUGACCAAAUCCAGGAGGGAAAACCAAAAUAACAUCAAGUCCAGCAUGGAGAGCGCCAACUUCUGGGGAUGA
Menidia menidia (Atlantic silverside) is the source of this 1710-nucleotide messenger RNA. The record is from the annotation of a GenBank genome assembly. Lineage: Eukaryota; Metazoa; Chordata; Actinopteri; Atheriniformes; Atherinopsidae.